Ixodes scapularis (black-legged tick) is the source of this 2217-nucleotide messenger RNA. RefSeq lists its product as uncharacterized. The record is from RefSeq and is a predicted model, not a curated record. The transcript has a single exon. Gene Ontology annotation, molecular function: RNA-DNA hybrid ribonuclease activity; nucleic acid binding. NCBI's taxonomy places the organism in Eukaryota, Metazoa, Arthropoda, Arachnida, Ixodida, Ixodidae. Bases 174 to 1937 code for a protein of 587 amino acids.
UCGACGCCCUGCGGAGGCUCGGGGUCACCGGGCGGCCGCUGGGAUUCGUCCAGGCGUUCCUCGGCGGCCGCACGGUGACCGUCAAGGUGGGCAAGGACAAGAGCUCACCGCGGCACCUCACGCGCGGAGUCCCGCAGGGCAGCGUGAUCAGCCCACUCCUCUUCUCGGCCGGGAUGUCAUCUGUCCCGGCGGCAGCCCGUACGGGGGGCACGGCGCGAUACCCCGUCAACGUCGCUGUCUACGCGGACGACGUCGCGUUGUGGGUGACCGGACAGGGCGGCCGAGAAAGAUGGAGGGCUGUGGCCGAGCUUCAAAGGGCGCUGGACAACGUCAUCUAUCAUCUCAGGCAGCUCGGACUCACUGUGUCGGGCGGAAAAACUCGGGCGCUCAUCUACGCCCCGCGUCCGGCCUCAUUCCGACCGACACUGCUCAUCGAGGGGCAACCGAUCAUCCACGAGCAGACGGUCACAUACCUGGGCCUUGUCCUGGACAGGAGGCUGACGUGGGGGGCGGCGGUGGCGAGCGUAGUCCAAAGAAUGCGGCGCCGCAUGAACACCCUGCGGUCGCUCGCCGGCAGCACUUGGGGGGCAUCCCAGAACAUGAUGCUCCAACUACAUCAGGGACUGGUGCUGUCGGUGGCGCUCUACGCGCUGCCGCUGCUCAGCCUCAACACCUCACAGGCAGCAAACCUCGAGACAGUCCACCGGAUCGCACUUAGGAUCUGCCUCGGCAUAUCCAGGUCGGCGGCGUCCAUCCCGACGUACACGGAAGCUGGAGCCAACACCGUCAGCAACCAUCUCCAAAAGCGCGCACUUGGGCACCUCAUCCGCAUUUCCACCUGCGAGUCCGCGGCACCGCUGCUGGCACGCAUCGCGGAGAGGCCCGAGUCGCGCUUGGGGCAGCUUCUGUGCGUUUUGGGGAACGUCGCAGGCCCUGCACCGGCGAUCACUCCCCUCCCACCAUUGCACUCCGACCCCCAUCCACUGACUGUCCACCUCCGAGUCGACGGGAUGGGCCCUCGACGGAGGACGGCCGACGUCGUGGCCAAACAGCUGACGGAGGACCACAUCGAGCGGCACCACCCCGGCUGGGCAAGGGUGUACACCGACGGCUCCGUGCGGCCCAGCGACGGCUCGUCGACGGCGGCUGUCUUUGUGGAGAGGGCAGACCUGGGCGUGGGCGAACGGUUCGCCUUCCACGCCACCAGCACCACCACGGAGCUGGCGGCGAUCCUUCUGGCGCUGCGCCUGAUCCACUACAAGAGCCGACGCCCGGACAGCUGGCUGCUGCUCUCCGACUCCCAGGCGGCCCUGUCUCAGCUGUACGGGCUCGAGGGGGCAUGCCCCCUCGCUCGGGAGAUCGCUGGUGAGGCUCUGCUUCUCGGCGGCCUCGGCCACCGCUUGGCGUUCCAGUGGGUCCCGAGCCACUGCGGGAUUCCUGGCAACGAGCGCGCGGACGCCCUGGCGGACCGGGUCCAUGACGCCGCCGAGUUCCGGACGUCGGACGUGGGCCCCUUCGCCGACGCCAAGCUUCUUAUCGCACGGGAGGCCGCCGCAAACCACCCGGACGAGCGGUACGCGGCCGGGGACCGACCGGCGAAGCCCCCUCGGGGCACGGGCCGUCCAGCCGCCGCAGUCGUCCACAGGAUCCGGACGGGGUGCGCCCUGACGCCGGCACGGAUGCAUCUCCUGCGCAACGAGGCCGACCCGGAAUGCCCGACCUGCGGAGAAUGGUCGGAUCUCGACCACCUCCUCCUGACCUGCCCGGCACACGCUGACGCCCGGGCGGCCUUGACAACAUCCCUCGCCGCACUGGGGCUGCCCUGCAACACCACAGAACAAAUACUGAGACCCAGGGGCGACCGGCGCGGCAAAGACCGCGCGCUCAGGGCCCUACUGACCUUUCUGGAAGAAACCGGGCUCCUGUGGUCCCUCUGAACUUCCUCCGGGCGCCCGCCGACUGCGGAGCGGGGCCCUGACGGCUGUGCUCAGUCGUGCCCUGGACGCUCGCUUUGGCGCGCACCUGCCGCGUGCUCGACGAACGCGCCCGGACUCCGGUGCGGGUGGACUAGAGUGGGACCUCCCACCACACGACGUGGUCGCCCCGGACGAUUGCUUGAUCGCCGGACACCGCGCCGUGCCAGCCUCCAGCGCUGGACCCCCAACUCCCCCCGCCCCCCCAUCCCCGGCCACCCGGUAUUCGAUGCAACUAAAUUAA